UUACAUUAAGUGCAAGAGAGGGAUCCCAAAGCUCACAGAUUUCUGGGUCUUCUUUAUGAAUUGGAAGAAAACACAGACAAAGCCGUUGAAUGUUACAGGCGUUCAGUGGAAUUAAACCCAACACAAAAAGAUCUUGUGUUGAAGAUUGCAGAUUGCUUUGUAAAAAUGAUGUACUGAUGGAAGAGCAAAAUACUGGGUUGAGAGAGCAGCUAAACUUUUCCCAGGAAGUCCUGCAAUUUAUAAACUAAAGAAGUCAAUGAAAGGAUUCUAUUUUGCAAAGCUGUAUUAUGAAGCUAAAGAAUAUGAUCUUGCUAAAAAAUACAUAUGUACUUACAUUAACGUGCAAGAGAGGGAUCCCAAAGCUCACAGAUUUCUGGGUCUUCUUUAUGAAUUGGAAGAAAACACAGACAAAGCCGUUGAAUGUUACAGGCGUUCAGUGGAAUUAAACCCAACACAAAAAGAUCUUGUGUUGAAGAUUGCAGAGUUGCUUUGUAAAAAUGAUGUCACUGAUGGAAGAGCAAAAUACUGGGUUGAGAGAGCAGCUAAACUUUUCCCAGGAAGUCCUGCAAUUUAUAAACUAAAGGAACAGCUUCUAGAUUGUGAAGGUGAAGAUGGAUGGAAUAAACUUUUUGACUUGAUUCAGUCAGAACUUUAUGUAAGACCUGAUGACGUCCAUGUGAACAUCCGGCUAGUGGAGUUGUAUCGCUCAAAUAAAAGAUUGAAGGAUGCUGUGGCCCACUGCCAUGAGGCAGAGAAGAACAUAGCUUUGCGUUCAAGUUUAGAAUGGAAUUCAUGUGUUGUACAGACCCUUAAGGAAUAUCUGGAGUCUUUACAGUGUUUGGAGUCUGAUAAAAGUGACUGGCGAGCAACCAAUACAGACUUACUGCUGGCCUAUGCUAAUCUUACACUUCUUACGCUUUCCACUAGAGAUGUGCAGGAAAGUAGAGAAUUACUGGAAAGUUUUGAUAGUGCUCUUCAGUCUGUGAAAUCUUUGGGUGGAAAUGAUGAACUGUCAGCUACUUUCUUAGAAAUGAAAGGACAUUUCUACAUGCAUGCUGGUUCUCUGCUUUUGAAGAUGGGUCAGCAUAGUAAUGUUCAAUGGCGAGCUCUUUCUGAGCUGGCUGCAUUGUGCUAUCUCAUAGCAUUUCAGGUUCCAAGACCAAAGAUUAAAUUAAUAAAAGGAGAAGCUGGACAAAAUCUGCUGGAAAUGAUGGCCUGUGACCGACUGAGCCAAUCAGGGCACAUGUUGCUAAACUUAAGUCAUGGCAAGCAAGAUUUUUUAAAAGAGGUUGUUGAAUAUUUUGCCAACAAAAGCGGGCAGUCUGCAUUAUAUGAUGCUCUGUUUUCUAGUCAGUCACCUAAGGAUACAUCUUUUCUUGGUAGUGAUGAUAUUGGAAACAUUGAUGUACAAGAACCAGAGCUUGAAGAUUUGGCUAGAUACGAUGUUGGUGCUAUUCGAGCACAUAAUGGUAGUCUUCAGCACCUUACUUGGCUUGGCUUACAGUGGAAUUCAUUGCCUGCUUUACCUGGAAUCCGAAAAUGGCUAAAACGGCUUUUCCAUCAUCUGCCCCAGGAAACCUCAAGGCUUGAAACAAAUGCACCUGAAUCAAUAUGUAUUUUAGAUCUUGAAGUAUUUCUCCUUGGAGUAGUAUAUACCAGCCACUUACAAUUAAAGGAGAAAUGUAAUUCUCACCACAGCUCCUAUCAACCAUUAUGCCUGCCCCUUCCUGUGUGUAAACAGCUUUGUACAGAAAGACAAAAAUCGUGGUGGGAUGCGGUUUGUACUCUGAUUCACAGAAAAGCAGUACCUGGAAACUCAGCAAAAUUGAGACUUCUAGUUCAGCAUGAAAUAAACACUCUAAGAGCCCAGGAAAAACAUGGCCUUCAACCUGCUCUGCUUGUACAUUGGGCAAAAUGCCUUCAGAAAACGGGCAGCAGUCUUAAUUCUUUUUAUGAUCAACGAGAAUACAUAGGGAGAAGUGUUCAUUAUUGGAAGAAAGUUUUGCCAUUGUUGAAGAUAAUAAAAAAGAAGAACAGUAUUCCUGAACCUAUUGAUCCUCUGUUUAAACAUUUUCAUAGUGUAGACAUUCAGGCAUCAGAAAUUGUUGAAUAUGAAGAAGACGCACACAUAACUUUUGCUAUAUUGGAUGCAGUAAAUGGAAAUAUAGAAGAUGCUAUGACUGCGUUUGAAUCUAUAAAAAGCGUUGUUUCUUAUUGGAAUCUUGCACUGAUUUUUCACAGGAAGGCAGAAGACAUUGAAAAUGAUGCCCUUUCUCCUGAAGAACAAGAAGAAUGCAAAAAUUAUCUGAGAAAGACCAGGGACUACCUAAUAAAGAUUUUAGAUGACAGUGAUUCAAAUCUUUCAGUGGUCAAGAAAUUGCCUGUGCCCCUGGAGUCUGUAAAAGAGAUGCUUAAUUCAGUCAUGCAGGAACUCGAAGACUAUAGUGAAGGAGGUCCUCUUUAUAAAAAUGGUUCUUUGCGAAAUGCAGAUUCAGAAAUAAAACAUUCUACACCGUCUCCUACCAAAUAUUCACUAUCACCAAGUAAAAGUUACAAGUAUUCUCCCAAAACACCACCUCGAUGGGCAGAAGAUCAGAAUUCUUUAUUGAAAAUGAUUUGCCAACAAGUAGAGGCCAUUAAGAAAGAAAUGCAGGAGUUGAAACUAAAUAGCAGUAACUCAGCAUCCCCUCAUCGUUGGCCCACAGAGAAUUAUGGACCAGACUCAGUGCCUGAUGGAUAUCAGGGGUCACAGACAUUUCAUGGGGCUCCACUAACAGUUGCAACUACUGGCCCUUCAGUAUAUUAUAGUCAGUCACCAGCAUAUAAUUCCCAGUAUCUUCUCAGACCAGCAGCUAAUGUUACUCCCACAAAGGGCCCAGUCUAUGGCAUGAAUAGGCUUCCACCCCAACAGCAUAUUUAUGCCUAUCCGCAACAGAUGCACACACUACCAGUGCAAAGCUCAUCUGCUUGUAUGUUCUCUCAGGAGAUGUAUGGUCCUCCUGCAUUGCGUUUUGAGUCUCCUGCAACAGGAAUUCUAUUGCCCAGGGGUGAUGAUUACUUUAAUUACAAUGUUCAACAGACAAGCACUAAUCCACCUUUGCCAGAACCAGGAUAUUUCACAAAACCUCCAAUUGCAGCUCAUGCUUCAAGAUCUGCAGAAUCUAAGGCUAUAGAAUUUGGGAAAACUAAUUUGGUUCAGCCCAUGCCGGGUGAAGGAAUAAGGCCAUCUUUGCCAACACCAGCACACACAACACAGCCAACUCCUUUUAAAUUUAACUCAAAUUUCAAAUCAAAUGAUGGUGACUUCACGUUUUCCUCACCACAGGUUGUGACGCAGCCCCCUCCUGCAGCUUACAGUAACAGUGAAAGCCUUUUAGGUCUCCUGACUUCAGAUAAACCCUUGCAAGGAGAUGGCUAUAGUGGACCCAAACCAAUUCCUGGUUGUCAAAACACUGGGCCUCGAAAUACAUUCAAUUUUGGAAGCAAAAAUGUGUCUGGAAUUUCAUUUACAGAAAACAUGGGGUCGAGUCAGCAAAAGAAUUCUGGUUUUCGGCGAAGUGAUGAUAUGUUUACUUUCCAUGGUCCAGGGAAAUCAGUAUUUGGAACACCCACUUUAGAGACAGCAAACAAGAAUCAUGAGACAGAUGGAGGAAGUGCCCAUGGGGAUGAUGAUGAUGACGGUCCUCACUUUGAGCCUGUAGUACCUCUUCCUGAUAAGAUUGAAGUAAAAACUGGUGAGGAAGAUGAAGAAGAAUUCUUUUGCAACCGCGCGAAAUUGUUUCGUUUUGAUGUAGAAUCCAAAGAAUGGAAGGAACGUGGGAUUGGCAAUGUAAAAAUACUGAGGCAUAAAACAUCUGGUAAAAUUCGCCUUCUAAUGAGACGAGAGCAAGUAUUGAAAAUCUGUGCAAAUCAUUACAUCAGUCCAGAUAUGAAAUUGACACUAAAUGCUGGAUCAGACAGAUCAUUUGUAUGGCAUGCCCUUGAUUAUGCAGAUGAGUUGCCAAAACCAGAACAACUUGCUAUUAGGUUCAAAACUCCUGAGGAAGCAGCACUUUUUAAGUGCAAGUUUGAAGAAGCCCAGAGCAUUUUAAAAGCCCCAGGAACAAAUGUAGCCACAGCAUCAAAUCAGGCUGUCAGAAUUGUAAAAGAACCCACAAGUCAUGACAACAAGGAUAUUUGCAAAUCUGAUGCUGGAAACAUGAAUUUUGAAUUUCAAGUUGCAAAGAAAGAAGGGUCUUGGUGGCAUUGUAACAGCUGCUCAUUAAAGAAUGCUGCAACUGCUAAGAAAUGUGUAUCAUGCCAAAAUCUAAACCCAAGCAAUAAAGAGCUUGUUGGCCCACCAUUAGCUGAAACUGUUUUUACUCCUAAAACCGGCCCAGAGAAUGUUCAAGAUCGAUUUGCAUUGGUGACUCCAAAGAAAGAAGGUCACUGGGAUUGCAGUAUUUGUUUAGUAAGAAAUGAACCUACUGUAUCUAGGUGCAUUGCGUGUCAGAAUACAAAAUCUGCUAACAAAAGUGGAUCUUCAUUUGUUCAUCAAGCUUCAUUUAAAUUUGGCCAGGGAGAUCUUCCUAAACCUGUUAACAGUGAUUUCAGAUCUGUUUUUUCUACAAAGGAAGGACAGUGGGAUUGCAGUGUAUGUUUGGUACAAAAUGAGGGGAGCUCUACAAAAUGUACUGCUUGUCAGAAUCCGAGAAAACAGAGUCUACCUGCUACUUCUAUUCCAACACCUGCCUCUUUUAAGUUUGGUACUUCGGAGACAAGUAAAACUCCAAAAAGUGGAUUUGAGGACAUGUUUGCUAAGAAGGAAGGACAGUGGGAUUGCAGUUCAUGCUUAGUGCGAAAUGAAGCAAAUGCUACAAGAUGUGUUGCUUGUGAGAAUCCGGAUAAACCAAGUCCAUCUACUUCUGUUCCAGCUCCUGCCUCUUUUAAGUUUGGUACUUCAGAGACAAGCAAGGCUCCAAAGAGCGGAUUUGAGGGAAUGUUCACCAAGAAGGAAGGACAGUGGGAUUGCAGUGUGUGCUUAGUAAGAAAUGAAGCCAGUGCUACCAAAUGUAUUGCUUGUCAGAAUCCAGGUAAACAAAAUCAAACUACUUCUGCAAUUUUAACACCUGCCUCUUCAGAGACAAGCAAGGCUCCAAAGAGCGGAUUUGAGGGAAUGUUCACUAAAAAGGAAGGACAGUGGGAUUGCAGUGUGUGCUUAGUAAGAAAUGAAGCCAGUGCUACCAAAUGUAUUGCUUGUCAGAAUCCAGUAAACAAAAUCAAACUACUUCUGCAUUUAACACUGCCUCUCAGAGAAAGCAAGGCUCCAAAGAGCGGAUUUGAGGGAGUGUUCACUAAGAAGGAAGGACAGUGGGAUUGCAGUGUGUGCUUAGUAAGAAAUGAAGCCAGUGCUACCAAAUGUAUUGCUUGUCAGAAUACAGGUAAACAAAAUCAAACAACUGCAAUUUCAACACCUGCCUCUUCGGAGAUAAGCAAAGCUCCAAAAAGUGGAUUUGAAGGAAUGUUCAUCAAGAAAGGACAGUGGGAUUGUAGUGUUUGCUGUGUACAAAAUGAGAGUUCUUCCUUAAAAUGUGUGCCUUGUGAUGCCUCUAAACCAACUAAUAAACCUAUUGCAGAAGCCCCUUCAGCUUUCACAUUGGGCUUAGAAAUGAAGUUGCAUGACUCUUCUGGAAGUCAGGUGGGAACAGGAUUUAAAAGUAAUUUCUCAGAAAAAGCUUUUAAGUUUGGCAAUACAGAGCAAGGAUUCAAAUUUGGGCAUGUGGAUCAAGAAAAUUCACCUUCAUUUAUGUUUCAGGGUUCUUCUAAUACAGAAUUUAAGUCAACCAAAGUAGGAUUUUCCAUCCCUGUGUCUGCUGAUGGAUUUAAAUUUGGCAUUUCAGAACCAGGAAAUCAAGAAAAGAAAAGUGAAAAGCCUCCUGAAAAUGAUACUGGCUUCCAGGCUCAGGAUAUUAGUAGCCAGAAGAAUGGUAGUGGUGUGAUUUUUGGGCAAACAAGUAGCACUUUUACAUUUGCAGAUCUUGCAAAAUCAACUUCAGGAGAAGGAUUUCAGUUUGGCAAAAAAGACCCCGAUUUCAAGGGAUUUUCAGGUGCUGGAGAAAAAUUGUCACAAUGCGGUAAAAUGGCCAAUAAAGCAAACACUUCUGGUGACUUUGAGAAAGAUGAUGGUGCCUAUAAGACUGAGGACAGCGAUGACAUCCAUUUUGAACCAGUAGUUCAAAUGCCUGAAAAAGUAGAACUUGUAACAGGAGAAGAAGAUGAAAAAGUUCUGUAUUCACAGCGGGUAAAACUAUUUAGAUUUGAUGCUGAGAUAAGUCAGUGGAAAGAAAGGGGCUUGGGGAACUUAAAAAUUCUCAAAAAUGAGGUCAAUGGCAAACUAAGAAUGCUGAUGCGAAGAGAACAAGUACUAAAAGUGUGUGCUAAUCAUUGGAUAACGACUACAAUGAACCUGAAGCCUCUCUCUGGAUCAGACAGAGCAUGGAUGUGGUUAGCCAGUGAUUUCUCUGAUGGUGAUGCUAAACUAGAGCAGUUGGCAGCAAAAUUUAAAACACCAGAGCUGGCUGAAGAAUUCAAGCAAAAAUUUGAGGAAUGCCAGCGGCUUCUGUUAGACAUACCACUUCAAACUCCCCAUAAACUUGUAGAUACUGGCAGAGCUGCCAAGUUAAUACAGAGAGCUGAAGAAAUGAAGAGUGGACUGAAAGAUUUCAAAACAUUUUUGACGAAUGAUCAAACAAAAGUCACUGAGGAAGAGAGUAAGAGUUCAGGUACAGCUGCAGCUGGUGCCUCAGACACAACAAUAAAACCCAAUCCUGAAAACACUGGGCCCACAUUAGAAUGGGAUAACUAUGAUUUAAGGGAAGAUGCUUUGGAUGCUAGUGUUAGUAGUAGCUCAGUACAUGCUUCUCCACUGGCAAGUAGCCCUGUGAGAAAAAAUCUUUUCCGCUUUGGUGAGUCAACAACAGGAUUUAACUUCAGUUUUAAAUCUGCUUUGAGUCCAUCUAAGUCUCCUGCCAAGUUGAAUCAGAGUGGGACUUCAGUUGGCACUGAUGAAGAAUCUGAUGUUACUCAAGAAGAAGAGAGAGAUGGACAGUACUUUGAACCUGUUGUUCCUUUACCUGAUCUAGUUGAAGUAUCCAGUGGUGAGGAAAAUGAACAAGUUGUUUUUAGUCACAGGGCAAAACUCUACAGAUACGAUAAAGAUGUUGGUCAGUGGAAAGAAAGGGGCAUUGGUGAUAUAAAGAUUUUACAGAAUUAUGAUAAUAAGCAAGUUCGUAUAGUGAUGAGAAGGGACCAAGUAUUAAAACUUUGUGCCAAUCACAGAAUAACUCCAGACAUGACUUUGCAAAAUAUGAAAGGGACAGAAAGAGUAUGGGUGUGGACUGCAUGUGAUUUUGCAGAUGGAGAAAGAAAAGUAGAGCAUUUAGCUGUUCGUUUUAAACUACAGGAUGUUGCAGACUCGUUUAAGAAAAUUUUUGAUGAAGCAAAAGCAGCCCAGGAAAAAGAUUCUUUGAUAACACCUCAUGUUUCUCGGUCAAGCACUCCCAGAGAGUCACCAUGUGGCAAAAUUGCUGUAGCUGUAUUAGAAGAAACCACAAGAGAGAGGACAGAUGUUAUUCAGGGUGAUGAUGUAGCAGAUGCAACUUCAGAAGUUGAAGUGUCUAGCACAUCUGAAACAACAACAAAAGCAGUGGUUUCUCCUCCAAAGUUUGUAUUUGGUUCAGAGUCUGUUAAAAGCAUUUUUGGUAGUGAAAAAUCAAAACCAUUUGCAUUUGGCAACAGUUCAGCCACUGGGUCUUUGUUUGGAUUUAGUUUUAAUGCACCUUUGAAAAGUAACAAUAGUGAAACUAGUUCAGUAGCCCAGAGUGGAUCUGAAAGCAAAGCGGAACCUGACAAAUGUGAACUGUCAAAGAACUCUGAUAUCGAACAGUCUUCAGAUAGCAAAGUCAAAAAUCUCUUUGCUUCCUUUCCAACGGAAGAAUCUUCAAUCAACCACACAUUUAAAACACCAGAAAAGGCAAAAGAGAAGAAAAAACCUGAAGAUUCCCCCUCAGAUGAUGAUGUUCUCAUUGUAUAUGAACUAACUCCAACCACUGAGCAGAAAGCCCUUGCAACCAAACUUAAACUUCCUCCAACUUUCUUCUGCUACAAGAAUAGACCAGAUUAUGUCAGUGAAGAAGAGGAGGAUGAUGAAGAUUUCGAAACAGCUGUCAAGAAACUUAAUGGAAAACUAUAUUUGGAUGGCUCAGAAAAAUGUAGACCCUUGGAAGAAAAUACAGCAGAUAAUGAGAAAGAAUGUAUCAUUGUUUGGGAAAAGAAACCAACAGUUGAAGAGAAGGCAAAAGCAGAUACGUUAAAACUUCCACCUACAUUUUUUUGUGGAGUCUGUAGUGAUACUGAUGAAGACAAUGGAAAUGGGGAAGACUUUCAAUCAGAGCUUCAAAAAGUUCAGGAAGCUCAAAAAUCUCAGACAGAAGAAAUAACUAGCACAACUGACAGUGUAUAUACAGGUGGGACUGAAGUGAUGGUACCUUCUUUCUGUAAAUCUGAAGAACCUGAUUCUAUUACCAAAUCCAUUAGUUCACCAUCUGUUUCCUCUGAAACUGUGGACAAACCUGUAGAUUUGUCAACUAGAAAGGAAAUUGAUACAAAUUCUACAAGCCAAGGGGAAAGCAAAAUAGUUUCAUUUGGAUUUGGAAGUAGCACAGGGCUCUCACUUGCAGACUUGGCUUCCAGUAAUUCUGGAGAUUUUGCUUUUGGUUCUAAAGAUAAAAAUUUCCAGUGGGCAAAUACUGGAGCGGCUGUGUUUGGAACACAGUCAGUCGGAACCCAGUCAGCCAGUAAAGUUGGUGAAGAUGAAGAUGGUAGUGAUGAAGAAGUAGUUCAUAAUGAAGAUAUCCAUUUUGAACCAAUAGUGUCUCUACCAGAGGUAGAAGUAAAAUCUGGAGAAGAAGAUGAAGAAAUUUUGUUUAAAGAGAGAGCCAAACUUUAUAGAUGGGAUCGGGAUGUCAGUCAGUGGAAGGAGCGUGGUGUUGGAGAUAUAAAGAUUCUUUGGCAUACAAUGAAGAAUUAUUACCGGAUCCUAAUGAGAAGAGACCAGGUUUUUAAAGUGUGUGCAAACCACGUUAUUACUAAAACAAUGGAAUUAAAGCCCUUAAAUGUUUCAAAUAAUGCUUUAGUUUGGACUGCCUCAGAUUAUGCUGAUGGAGAAGCAAAAGUAGAACAGCUUGCAGUGAGAUUUAAAACUAAGGAAGUAGCUGAUUGUUUCAAGAAAACAUUUGAAGAAUGUCAGCAGAAUUUAAUGAAACUCCAGAAAGGACAUGUAUCACUGGCAGCAGAAUUAUCAAAGGAGACCAAUCCUGUGGUGUUUUUCGAUGUUUGUGCGGACAGUGAACCUCUAGGGCGGAUAACUAUGGAAUUAUUUUCGAACAUUGUUCCUCGGACUGCUGAGAACUUCAGAGCACUAUGCACUGGAGAGAAAGGCUUUGGUUUCAAGAAUUCCAUUUUUCACAGAGUAAUUCCAGAUUUUAUUUGCCAAGGAGGAGAUAUCACCAAACAUGAUGGAACAGGUGGACAGUCCAUUUAUGGAGACAAAUUUGAAGAUGAAAAUUUUGAUGUGAAACAUACUGGUCCUGGUUUGCUAUCCAUGGCCAAUCAAGGCCAGAAUACCAAUAAUUCUCAAUUUUUUAUAACACUGACAAAAGCAGAAGAUUUGGACUUUAAGCAUGUAGUAUUUGGGUUUGUUAAGGAUGGCAUGGAUACUGUGAAAAGGAUUGAAUCAUUUGGUUCUCCCAAAGGGUCUGUUUGUCGAAGAAUAACUAUCACAGAAUGUGGACAGAUAUAAAAUCAUUUUUUUCAUAGAAAAUUUCAUCUGUAUAAGCAGUUGGAUUGAAGCUUAGCUAUUACAAUUUGAUAAUUAUGUUCAGCUUUUGAAAAUGGACGUUUCCAAUGUACAAAUGUAAAAUUGCAGCUUAUAGCUGUUGUCACUUUUUAAUGUGCUAUAAUUGACCUUGCAUGGUGUGAAAUAAAAGUUUAAACACUGGUGUAUUUCAGGUGUACUUGUGUUUAUGUACUCCUGACAUAUUUGUAUUAAAAUGGAAUAAUACUAAUCUUGUUAAAAGCAAUAGAGCUUCUCAAACUAUUCAAGGAAUAUGAUAUAUGCAAUUUAAUUUUAAUUCCUUUUAAGAUAUUUGGACUUCCUGCAUGGAUAUACUUACCAUUUGAAUAAAGGGACCACAACUUGGAUAAUUUUAUUUUAGAUUUGAAAUAGAUUUGUUAAUGUUAACUAUUGGUGUACUCAUUUAUGCAUAGAGACUCGUUUAUGAAUGGGUAGAGCCACAGAACGUAUAGAGUUAACCAAAGUGCUCUUCUCUAGAAUCUUUACACCUCCUGUGUGGUUACAAGUUAACUUUGUAAGUAGCGUACCUUCCUUAAAAUACCUAGCUUCCUAUGCCCUUUCAUAGGUAUUCAAUUAAUUUUUACAUUUUAAACAAGUUGACUAUUUCCUUUAGAGGUUUUGUUUUAAAUUUUUCUGUCAUCUGUCUCUACUACCUCAGAAACUGCAGCUUGGUUCUGAUGAUAGAAAUUGAAUUUUUCCGUGUAGUUAUUGUGAUAAAGUAUGAAUAUUUUUAGAAAGUCUAUACCAUGUUCUUUAAAGAUUUGCUUUAUACAAGAUUGUUGCAGUACCUUUUUCUGGUAAAUUUUGUAGCAGAAAUAAAAUGACAAUUCCUAAGAGCCACUGACAUUCAAAAAAUUCAUUACUUAUGCUUCGGGUUCAUUCUAGUCUAAAGUAAGGAAGACAAUUCAAAGGCAGUAAAUUCAAACUGCCACAUGAUUUCCAGAGCUCCUAGUUUCUCAAGUUUGAUACACACUGAAAACGUAUUUGGAAAUGGCUUGUAUCAAAUGUUAGGCAAAUUGCUAAAGAAAAGAGGAUGUUCUUAUUGGCCUACUCAAUAUGGAACUACAAAGAAUCCAGGUAGAACACAAAAUUUUGUAUAUUGCAAUUAUGAAUAUUGACUGUCUUCCACCCAUCUGUGUUCUUUGUGGUGAAAUUACCUCAUUUUAUUUAGAGAGGAAAGACAGGUUUAUUCCCUGUUAUAUGGGGAUUUGGAAAUUGGGUAUCCUAAAGCAAGUAACUGUUCAACCACCAGUCAAAAGAGGGGAGGGAUGUUGUGCGGGUAAUGAGUGAUGGUAUACCAUCACCAUUCCACUCGGCCACAAAGCCAGAUACCUGAAAUAAACCUACUCCAAAUGUAUCAGUUCAGUCUUGAACCAUGGAUUAUAUAUGUUUACACUAAAUAUUUCAAAUUGGCUUAUUUGGAAAUCUAUGUAAUAUAAACUGAUGUAAAGUGUGUUGUAACUUUUCAGCCGAGACAGUUGAUGCCUUCGUCAUGAUUUUAGAAUAAAUUCUUAAGUUAAUGCAAGUGUUUUUUAAAAGACUUUUUACAGAUUUCUAUGCUUUCCUAAAGCAUUAAAGUUAUGAAUUAAAAAACUUUAAAAAUUUUGACCAAAAAUUUGACAAAAUGACAUGUAAACUGACUUUUCCAGUGUUAGUAUUCCAAAGAUGCUUAAAAGUGGCUUGUGGCAUUUAUGAGAAAGUCUUUGUGUCACAUUUCAGGAAAGGACUUUGAUUUCUCUUUGUUAUUUAAUCACUGAUGUGGUCUAAAGCCACGAUGAUAUGUAUCUUUCCAUUUAAACUGGAUUUUACAUUGUCUCAUUAAAAUCUGCUUAAAGAUAGAAUAAAAUUCAUUAUUUGUA
This is a messenger RNA of Nomascus leucogenys (northern white-cheeked gibbon), 11751 nucleotides long. NCBI's taxonomy places the organism in Eukaryota, Metazoa, Chordata, Mammalia, Primates, Hylobatidae. The record is from RefSeq and is a predicted model, not a curated record.